CGCCAUGUACGGGGGAGGAGGCCGCGGUAAAGGCGAGAGGAAGAGCGGCGCCAAGGAGGAGGCCGGGCCCGGUAAUGGCGGCGGCGCGGGGGGGGGCCGUGUGGAGCUGCUGGUCUUCGGCUACGCCUGCAAGCUGUUCCGCGACGACGAGCGGGCCCAGGCCCAGGAGCAGGGCCAGCACCUCAUCCCCUGGAUGGGGGACCCCAAAAUCCUCAUCGACAGAUAUGAUGGACGUGGUCACCUGCAUGACCUUUCUGAUUAUGAUGCUGAAUAUUCCACCUGGAACCGAGACUACCAGCUGUCCGAAGAGGAGGCACGAAUAGAUGCCCUGUGUGAUGAAGAGAGGUAUUUAGCCUUGCAUACGGACUUGCUUGAGGAGGAGGCAAGGCAAGAGGAAGAAUACAAGCGACUGAGUGAAGCCUUAGCCGAGGACGGAAGCUAUAAUGCUGUGGGAUUCGCUUACGGCAGUGAUUAUUAUGAUCCUUCUGAACCAACAGAGGAGGAAGAACCUUCUAAGCAAAGAGUAGAAAAAAAUGAGCCUGAAAAUGCAGAGGAAAAUGAAGAGCCUUUCAUUGCCCCUUUAGGAUUGAAUGUGCCCUCUGACGUGGAACUGCCACCUACGGCCAAAAUGCAUGCCAUCAUCGAGCGAACUGCAAAUUUCGUCUGCAAACAGGGAGCCCAGUUUGAGAUCAUGCUCAAAGCUAAGCAGGCUCGGAACUCUCAGUUUGACUUCCUGCGAUUCGAUCACUACCUCAAUCCCUACUACAAACACAUCCAGAAGGCUAUGAAAGAAGGGCGGUACACUGUCCUGACCGAAAACAAAGGCGACGAGAAAAAAAAUUCAGGUGUCAACUCCGAUGACGACGACGACGAUGAUGAUGAUGGUAAUUAUCUCCAUCCAUCGCUCUUUGCUUCCAAAAAAUGCAGUAGACUUGAAGAGCUUGUGAAGCCUCUGAAGGUGGUAGAUCCCGACCACCCACUCGCCGCACUCGUCCGUAAAGCCCAGGCCGAUAGCAACGCAGCUCCCCCGCAGCCCCCCGACGGGGCCGCCGUCCAAACAGCACAAGUGGAGUACACCGCAGACUCAACAGUAGCGGCCAUGUAUUAUAGCUACUACAUGUUACCCGACGGGACGUACUGCCUCGCGCCUCCCCCGCCGGGAAUCGACGUGGCCACAUACUACAGUGCCCUCCCAGCAGGGGUGACUGUAUCAAGCACUACAGGCGUCACAACAGCACCCCCGCCCCCGGGAACUACCCCCCCACCACCCCCAACAACAACGGAGUCAAGUAGUGGGGUGACUACCAGCACUGCUUCUACCAGCCCUCUCACUCCAGUGGUUGCCAUUAUUCCCCCGCCUCCGGAUAUUCAGCCUGUUAUCGACAAGCUUGCAGAAUAUGUCGCUCGGAAUGGAAUUAAAUUUGAGACCAGCGUUCGUGCCAAGAAUGACCAGAGAUUUGAGUUCUUGCAACCAUGGCACCAGUAUAAUCCCUACUAUGAAUUUAAGAAACAGUUCUACCUUCAAAAAGAAGGAGGCGAAAGCAAACAGGCCGUGUCAGCGCCAGAAGAAGCUCCGGCCGAACCUGCCCCGGAAAGUUCAAGUGAAGCCGUGGAAGAGCCUGGGUCUGAAGAGUCGGCGGAUGUGGGCGGGAAAGGAGCGACAGCGGUGAAGAAGGAUGCUUCUGCUAGUAAAGUUGUCAGCGAUGGCAAAUUGGUAAAAGCUUCAUUUGCUCCAAUAAGUUUUGCGAUCAAAGCCAAAGAAAAUGAUCUACUUCCCUUAGAAAAAAAUCGCGUCAAGUUAGAUGACGACAGCGAUGAGGAAGAAGAGGGCAAGGAAGGCCAAGAAAGUUCGACAGUUACUUCCACCACAAACCCAACAGUCGCCCCACCCUCCUUGGUUGUUGAAGAAAAGAAGCCUCAACUAACACAGGAGGAACUGGAAGCCAAGCAAGCCAAGCAAAAGCUAGAAGACAGACUUGCUGCUGCCGCCAGGGAAAAACUUGCCCAGGCCUCCAAGGAGUCAAAGGAGAAACAACUUCAAGCCGAGCGCAAAAGGAAAGCCGCCCUGUUUUUGCAGACCUUAAAAAAUCCCUUGGCAGAAGCAGAAAUGGGGAAAAUUGAGGAGAAUCCAUUUAGUGUAGAGGAAGUAAGCAAUAUGCCGUGUCCAUUAUUGGCUGGGGUCAGACCACUGCCUACUUUAGAAGUUAAGCCAGCUGAGAGGCCUUCAAGCAAAUGUAAAGAUCCUCCCCGCACAGAAGAAAAAGAGAAGAAAAAGAAGAAGCACAAAAAGAGAUCUCGGACAAGAUCCCGAUCCCCUUCCAAGUACCACUCAUCAUCCAAAUCCAGGUCUCGGUCACAUUCAAAAGCAAAGCAUUCUCUUCCCAGUGCCUACAGAACAGUCCGGCGGUCCAGACCCUCAGCAUCCACAGGGACACUGAGCCCGGAGCCAUGUCUGAGCAGCUCAUCAAUGGCAGCAGCAACAGAUCAAGAAAGUUAUCAGGCAGCUUCGACAACGAAAAGAUUUGCCUCCCGGAGCUCUUUUGAGGGAAAACCUGGUAAAAUGUCAAGGUCACGGUCAAGGUCCCCUAGAAGGAGGGCUCACACUCCUGAGAGACGAAGAGAGGAAAGGAGUGUUCCAACAGCGUACCGCAUGAGUAACAGCCCUGGCAUCAGUAGGAAACGUACUCGUUCUAGGAGCCCCCACGAGAAGAAGAAGAAACGACGGUCUCGAUCUCGCACCAAGUCCAAGGCCCGGUCGCCGUCGGGGUCACCGAGCAAGCAGUCGGCACACAAGAACUCUGCACAUUCAGCCAGCAUCUCUCCUGUGGAGAGUAGGGAAUCCAGCCAGGAACGCUCCAGGGGAGUUUCUCAGGAAAAAGACGGUCAGAUCUCUUCAGCAAUCGUGUCUUCAGUGCAAAGUAAAAUAACUCAGGAUCUUAUGGCCAAAGUGAGAGCAAUGCUUGCAGCUUCCAAAAACAUACAGACUAGUGCCUCCUGAGACCGGAUGGACUACCCAUUACCAAAACGUCGUGGAAGGGAAUUUUGCAAACAAUCUCAGCUGCCUCAUUGUAACAGUGGAUCCUACAUUCUCGAGCAUUUGUUCUCGAGCAUUACUUUCCGUUUGAGAUCAUGAAAAAGACGAAAACCUUACUUCUGUACAGACUCGUCAUGACAGAAUGCCGUCGAUUUUUCGCCCUGGAGCUCCUGAACCGGUGUAUGGUUUUUGUAAAUUGACUUUUGAUGCCCUUUUCAGUUAAGAUUUUUGACCAGCAGCCUCUUACCUGUAUAUAUGUAAAUAAUACGUUUCUGUGAAAAUGAAAUACACAUUAAAAUUGGAGAGAAACAUCUUUUAUAGGUAGCAAAA
Tachyglossus aculeatus (Australian echidna) is the source of this 3364-nucleotide messenger RNA. RefSeq names its product splicing factor SWAP (gene SFSWAP). Lineage: Eukaryota; Metazoa; Chordata; Mammalia; Monotremata; Tachyglossidae. Gene Ontology annotation, biological process: RNA processing; mRNA 5'-splice site recognition. Gene Ontology annotation, molecular function: RNA binding. The record is from RefSeq and is a predicted model, not a curated record.